AUGUAUCAUGGAUUCUGGCACGAUCAAUACGGGCUACGCCCCGGUAUCUCGACUAUCAGCGAUGCUGUAACACACUUGUUUCGUGCCUUGCAAUCCUGGCCAGCGCGGAACGACUUGACACUGGAGAUCAAUGCGUACGAGCCCAAGAACUACUCGGAGGAGUGGCUCAAGGGGCAUCACUAUGGAGCGCCAGGUGAAGAGCACGAACAUAUGCGUCUCUUAUCGAAUCCCGAACCCAAGGAGCUUGUAAUGCCUCCCCAUGAUGCACUAACGACAUUGUUUACGCAGGUGGGAUUCGACAUGCGAUAUGCGCCCCCUGUCCAAGCCGUGACAAAGUUUCUUCUUCCUCGGCAAUGCCGGCGUCAAUUUACAGCAAGUACUCUUGCCUGCAUAUUCGAGCGACUUCCCCGAUUGGAAGAGAUUACCCUUGAGACUUGGGAUGUCUCAGAUAUUCAGUAUGAAUCCGGUGUUGUCGACACAUAUGCACAAUACCUGUUGAUGGUACCUGAUUCUUUCAGGAACGUCAAGUCGAUGACUGUUUUUCAAGAUCGUGAUGAGUACUUCAACACGGUAUCUCGUCACUACACAGAGGAGUUUCGACGCCUUUUCCAACAGGUCAUGGGGACUCCGCCAGACACAGUACCGUCGAUGCAACAAGUACUUUCUCAGGCAUUCGCUAGAACAAGUCUUUCGCUUGAGAGUCUCUCCGUUUCAUUCAUGAUUGACGCCGUUGACUUCUUCGGCCAGUGUCAAGAAAACUGGCGAUGGAAAGAGUUGCGUUCCCUCACGCUGACGUCCCGACUGCUCACCCGUGAUGGCGACUCUUUCAAGAUCAACGGACUAUUACAAACUGCUGCGCAAAUUGCGAUGCGCAUGCCAAAGUUGGAGAGGCUUAUAAUAUGGAACGGCGGGGUUAAUGAAGCGUGCGCCUUCACAUAUCGCAAGUAUCAACACAGUGCUUCGGUAACGUGGCAGGCAAAGGGGGAACCACAGCUGCACCCCAUAGUGUACAGCGCCUGGGAAAACGUGGCCCAUGAGUAUUCUCGAUUUUUCUUCAAGGUCGAGAAGAAGGGUACUUGGCCUAUAAUCAUGUCUCAUGCCGCUGCUAUCACGUGCUUGGGGUUGGAGCAUGUGGUGAACGAUGUGUCGUUGAGACAGAUGCGACUGGAGAAUAGUAUUCCUUAUUAG
Messenger RNA from Fusarium redolens, 1188 nucleotides. RefSeq lists its product as uncharacterized. Lineage: Eukaryota; Fungi; Ascomycota; Sordariomycetes; Hypocreales; Nectriaceae. The record is from RefSeq and is a predicted model, not a curated record. Bases 1 to 1188 code for a protein of 395 amino acids. The transcript has 2 exons.